Messenger RNA from Vitis vinifera (wine grape), 5628 nucleotides. RefSeq lists its product as uncharacterized. The transcript is spliced from 5 exons. Lineage: Eukaryota; Viridiplantae; Streptophyta; Magnoliopsida; Vitales; Vitaceae. The record is from RefSeq and is a predicted model, not a curated record. Bases 910 to 4773 code for a protein of 1287 amino acids.
AGAGGGAAAGAGUGGGGAUUGGGUGAAGAAAAAGGAAUAAUAUAAAGUGUAAGAGAAAAGAGGGAGAAGAGGAAGGGGAAGAAAGAAGCUGAAGGAGAAGACGAAGAAGCAAGCGAUCGCAUGUGGCGGCGUUGGGAACUGCAAGACUCCAUCCGAUGAUCCUCCGGUGAUGAUAAUGGUACUGAGGACAGUCUCAUUGUUGUUUUUUUGUUGGAGUUGAUUCGAUCUGUUGAGCGACGGUUCGUUGGUUUCUUCAGUUGUUGAUGCGAUCGAGUGGUUGUUUGGUUGUGGGUUUGGUUUGAUGUUCUCAGGGGAUCAUGGUGGUUGCAUUGUUUGCUUAACCACACACGUCUUCCACCAUUGCUCUUUUGUCUUCAAGGGGCUGCCUAGCCUGCCUUCCCUUCAACUGCAGCAAUAGUGAAACCUAAUGAAUUGGUUUACAUUGAAAAAGAAUUCUUUCUUUCAAGCUAAGUUCCAUACCCAGAUUUUGCUUCCAUCAGUUGAUGAUGUAGACUCAUGAUAUUAGGUCCUUGUUAUGUUGCUUGAAGUUAUCCGGUUUUCCUAUUGGUUUCCUUAUGAAGAAUGCCUUAUUCCGAAUUAUAGGCUUUCACAACGUGACUUGCUUGUGGCCUUUAAGUUUAGUUUUCUUGUUCUGUUUUAAAGGCACUGAUUUCACAGGUGGCAUACUAUGGGAGUGUUAUCAUGAGCUUCUAUGCUUUUUUCUAAUGAUAGUGGUUGGCUGAAUAACUACUGCUUAUAUUCGGUUGUAAAUAUUGUUUUGGUUGCCGGGCUGGUUCUGAUCUAAACAUUGAAUAUUUCACAGGCUGAGUAAUCCAGAUAUCUUGAAUUCUAUGGAGCUCGUGGUCCUUAACUAUUGCUGAUCGGGGCAACAAUGAGGGGUCCCUACUAAUGAUUCACUUGUGUACUUGCAUUGAGGGGUCAGCCUCUAGUCCUGGACUAAGCAGAAAGCGAGCAGCAACAACAUCUUGCAAGACCUGUGGUGGAAAACAAUUAGUUAAUGGGAGAGGGUCUCCACCUGGUAGCAUGCUGAGUACAGUUGGUUUGGAACUUACUAGCCUUAUCAAUUCUGACUUGACUUGGAAGAAGGCUUCAAAAGGUAGGAGCGCAUCCAGACGGGCUAGGAAACCAGUUGCAAGGUGUUCAAAAGCUGGUGGGGAGCUUGUCAAUAAGGAUCCCAAAAGGGUGGCCAUGCCAGUUUCUGAGUCGGAGAAGCUUGGAGUGAGUGUUCUUGGGUGCCGCUUCAGUGAAAAGGCAGAACACAUACCAAUUAAAAAACGGAGAUUUUUGUUCAGGUCUCCUUCACCACCAUCUAAAAACUCUUCUCCACGGUCUGAGGAGACCACUGAUGAUGCUGCUGCUGCUUCUGGUACUGACUUGGGUAAAAUUGUUGAUACUGAACUUGAUUGUGAUAGGAAGAACUUGGUCAAGGUAAACGAAUUUCCUGGUGCCAAUGAAGAUUUCUCAGGUAUUUCAAUACUUGCAGCUGCUGCAUGCAGUAGCAGCAUGGGAGGAGAAGAUGGUUUUGAGGAGGGGGUUUCCCGAGAUGGAGAAUCUUCUGCACAUGAGGGUCCUCUUGAUGUUUUGGUGAAUAAUGAAUUAUGUUCGUUGUCAAAGGGAUUUCCCAUGGAAGACCUUGUGAGUUCUGCUAAAGUUUCUACUGAAGAAGCUGGUUCCUGUUCUUCCCCAGUGCCCGAAAAAGAACUUGCUGCCUCAUCAAGAACUGAAAAUUCCUUACUAAAAUGUCAGGCACAUGGACAAAACAUGGAGGGCACAUCUUUUCCAGAUAGUCAUGUGACUGUGUCACAAGAUCUUUUAAGAAAUAAGGAUGAUGAAACAGCUAGAACACAUGAGUCUUCCUUGCGAGAUGAUCGAUCACAUUGGGAUUUAAAUACUGCAAUGGAUGCAUGGGAACGUCCUUUUGAGUAUCAAUGUUGCGAUCCUCAGUUUAAUGUUGGAGAUAGCAUCUCUGAAGAUGUUGAUGAUGGUAAGACUAGUGAUAAGAUGGAGAAGUCUGAAGGCUGUGAAUUAGAGAGGGAAUCCGGAGGAACCAAUGGAAAGAUACUGCUGCCAAGUGACUCAAGUGGAUUGGCUCAGACUCAAGAAUUGAAUAUAGAGGAACAUGGAUCUGAUUCAGACUCUGGUAUUAAUGAGUCUAUCUGUUUACAAGAAAAGUUUGUUUCUUCUUCUGAGAUCAUCAAUGCCUCAAAGACUGAUCUACCUCAAGAAUUGGAAUCCUUGCAUAAUCAAGAAAUAAUCAGUCUUGAUGCUGGAUCUGUUGUUUCUGUUCCAGUUGAACAUGAUCAGGGCCUUUCAGUGUGUGCUAAUGUGGAUGAAAAUGCCCCUGUCCAAAGUGUAGCAUUUGGCUCUACUGGGAGUGGUGAGAGUCUAUCUUCACAUCAGCUGGCCAGUUUAGACUCCUGUACUGAUAAUUCUCUCUCCCUGAACUCUAAUAAUCUUACAAGCAUUUGUAUUUCUGAGGGCAACGAUCUUGCAGUAUCCACUGGCAUUGCUAUUGUGAAUGAUAGGAAUGAUUGUGCUGCUAAAACACCAAAAGAUUCAACUAUUCCAUCUAGCUCUCAGGCUGAGAGGCAGGAGGCUGCUCCUCCACAUGUGGCUUUCUCAGAGAAUUCUAUGUAUGAUUCUAUGGAUGUUCAGAAAGAAGAUGCUGAGGAUCCUGGGAGAAAACUCAGUUUAUCUGAGGGUGUGCAUGUCCACAAGGGUAUGAUUAGCUUGGAGACAGGUGAGGUACGAACUGUUGGUGAUAUUUUAGAGAAUGCUGUCUGUAAAUCAGAUGAGGUGAGCUUCUCCCAAUCUUCUCCAACAUGUGCAGAGAUGCCCAGUUCUGAAGCACUUCUUGGAGGUCAACCUGUGGUAGCAGAGGAUGCUAAAGAGCAACAUGGAAAAGUUUCUGUGGAUGGUACUGAUGCAAAUGAUACUCAAGUACAUAUUGACACGAGGGAGCUGACCAAAUGUUCAGGAAAAUCUGCUGAACUUUUAGGUGCAUCCUCUGGUCUUAGCAGUCAUAGUGAGUGCAUAAGUGCUUCCAAUGAUCUUAUGGAUCAUCCUGAUAAGAUGGCUGGCAGUGGCUAUGAUUCUGAUGUUUCUCAAGAUGAUCCUGAUCCUGUAGUUAGGAUUGAAAAGGCAAGUGAGCUUCAGAUGGAUUAUGAUUCUCAGUAUGAAGAUGGAGAACUAAGGGAAUCGAUUGAAUACACUUGGGAAGACCUUGGUGGGGAGGAUGGCGAAGGUGAACAUGUGGAUUAUGGGUCAGAUAACAGAGACAUGGCUGGCUUUGGUGCUUCAGAUUACCAUGUCAUGUUGGUUAAAGUUGAGGGAGCAGAAUGCAAGAGACAGAGAGUUUCUAACAAUAAGAAUUUGGGUUCUGAACCUGAACAAUCUUGUCUUGGAAGCUCAUCGAUGACAAAAGUCGUAGAGGCAGUAUCUGGUAAGGAUGAUGGUGCAAAAUGUAGUUCACCAUGCUUGAGCACACGGUUUUCAGGCAAAGAUGAUAUUGAUCAGUUUGAUGCAAGUGCUGAGGUCAACAAAGAAACUGGUGCCAGACCUGAUAAUGUGAGUGGGGACCAUGAGAUUCAUGUCAUGGAAGCUGAUGCAGAGGAAGCAAGCCAAGAUGAUGAUUUGAAAAUGAAAAUUUCUGGAUGGGAUCUGUUGCCAGAGAAUUGCAAAAGUUCUUCAGAUAUAGCGAUGGAGCUUGGAGAUGGCAGUGGUAGGAAGAAUAUUUCUGGUGAUUCUGUAGAUGGAUUGAAUACUGAAGAUACUGAGACAAGGAUGGUUAAGUCAAGAACAUUCAAGAGGGAGUUGUUGUCACGUAUUGAAGGACCGGUGUCUGGUGAUGUGUUCUUAGGAAAGCAUAGACUAUGCACACAGGGAAGCAGAUCCAAUGAUGCUGAUGAUUCAAAUUCCAGAUCUGAAAGAGAGUCUGGCUCUGUGAAAUCCUUUGGAAGGAGUAGUUACUCUCUGCACAUUCACUCUAGAGGUCGGGGAAGUGAGCAUUGGGCUGAUUAUCCAGAUGGCCACAGGGCCCCAAGACGACAUCAUUCAUCUGGUUAUCGCAGCAUUACUGGGUUUAGUUUCCCAGGGCCAGAAAAUGCUGCAGCCGUGUUCACUAGCAGACAAAGCACGAGUGUUUCAUCACAUGGUGUGCGUCGAGCUCUUAGAAGAAGUGGAUCGCCAGCUGAAGGGGAUGAGGCUUUUGGUAUGCGUCUGGGUCUUAGACCAGCAGGAGAGAUUAGCCCUGAUAGGCAUAUGGGUAUUGGCAGGGAAAGGUCUUUAAGAUAUGGUCCACGGCUUGAUGAUAGAGGCCCUAGGGGAAGGUAUGAUGGGCAUGUGCUUGAUGGCUGCAUUGAAUCUUCCUUGAAUUAUUCACAUCCUUUAGCUAAGAGAGAAAGAAGUUUUUCUCCCAUUGAAAGAAGAGGGGAUCCUUCUGCACGUCAGUCCCACACAAAAUCUCCAUCUAGAUCCAGAAGUCGCUCCCCCAAUACUUGGCAAUCUCCAAGGGGAAGAAAUGGGGCUGGUGUUGUAGGAAAUCCCUGUCUUAGACACCGAAGCAGGUCUCCUAGUUUCCGGUCUGGAGCCCGAGUGCAAAGAAUAAGAUCCCCUCAUCAACGGUCUGGUUUUGCAUCAGAUCAUAUGGUAGGAUUCAUGUCAAUGCCACGAAAUCAUGGUUCCCCACCACAUAAUUCUAGAUGGAUUGGUGAUAGGAAGGAUGGGAUGGUUCACUUUAGGGAGCAUGGUUAAAAGCAACGUUCUUCAGUUUUAGAUAGGAGAUCACCUGGGAGAAUUUGUCCUCGGGGCGAGAGGUUUGAUUUGGGUGAUUCCCGAAAACUGAAGCCGAAUGAAUACUAUAGAUCCAUGCAUUCUGGGAGAUUUUCUGAGAUGGAUGGAGUUGCUAGAGGGCCUAGGUACGAGGGGAGUGAUGAUGAUAGAAAGAAACAUGGCUGUAGAUAUGGGUUGAUGCAACCUGGAAGACGAUAUGAUAUGGAUGGAGCAGUGAAGCGAUUUCGUUGUGACAUUGAAGAUGGUUUUGUAGCUGCACAUAACUUUCGUAAAAGGGAUGGAUCAGAUUUCCAUGCAAGGAGUCCUAAAGAUUACACUAGGGGCAAUGACAGCCGAAUUGGAGAUAUACCAAGGAGAUCUAGGGAAGAGAGAGGUCCAUUUCUAUGUCGACGAGAUGGGAAAUAUAAUGCUGACUCAAAGGCGUUUGGACUGCAUGAAGGUGAUGAGGAUUUAGCUCCUAGAAGGAGAAGACCUUUGUGACCUUCAUACCCAUUGCCCCCUUUUUUGCAUUGGGUGCAUCUGCAGGCAGUCUGAGAAAUGUUGAACCUCAUGAAAUUUUUUCAUUUAUAGCAGGAAACAUUUAAAUCCUGCAGAUCUCCAUAUCAGCAAUCCUUGUUGAAUUUGCAAUUCACUUUUAUCACUAUGAUCUCCUUUUUGGAAUUUUGUUGAGGUCUAGUGUUUGCUUCUCAUAUAAAUAUUACUUUUCUUUCAUUUUAAAUAUUUUUGUAUCCUGGCCUUUUCUGGGUCAUGUAACCCUGGUGGAGGCCAUUGAUGAAACUUUGUCAAGUCAAUGAAAAAGUCAAUUUAUUUUUAUAA